AUGCCUGUUGAAAAAGAUUUAAAAACUGCCUACAAAGCUUUGUAUGAUGAGAAGGAACCACUGAAGGCCCUCCAUCUUUAUGAUGAAAUUCUCAAAGGCUCACCCACAAAUUUAACGGCUCUCAUUUUUAAGGCAGCAUGUCUUGAAAAGCUAUACUUUGGGUUUUCUGAUUGGCACAGCGAUGCAACUAUGGAAAACGCAAAGGAACUUCUUGACAAGGCUCUAAUGACAGCUGAGGGUAGGGGCGAUAGAUCGAAGAUUGGUCUUGUUAACUUUCGUUAUUUUGUUCAUUUCUUCAAUAUCAAAGAUUAUGAACUGGCCCAAUCUUAUUUUAAAAAAGCCAAGAAUCUUGGUUACGUUGAUGACACUUUGCCUUUAUGGGAAGAUCGUCUGGAGACAAAAUUGAAUAAAAAAAAUAAAAAGCAGAAGGAUUCAACUAAUAAGCAUACAAUUAAACCAGUGGAAAGUAUUGAAAACAGAGGAGAUAAUAAUUCUUCUCAUAGUCCCAUUUCACCUCUCAAAAUUGAAACCGCUCCUCAAGAAUCCCCUAAAUUUAAAAUCGAUUGGUAUCAAUCCAGCACCUCUGUCACUAUAUCAUUAUUUACUGUUAAUCUUCCUGAGUCUAAGGAACAAGUCAAUAUAUAUAUUUCUCCAAACGAUAGAAGAACUUUAUCGAUAUCGUACCAAGUACCGAAAUCUGGAUCUGAAUUUCAAUACAACGCUAAGCUUUCGCAUGAGGUGGAUCCAAAAGCAGUGUCAUUAAAAAUUUUCCCAAAAAAGCUGGAAAUUACCUUGAGCAAAAUUGAUAGCACGCAAUGGAAGAAGUUGGAAGAAGAUAUUUUAACGGAAUCCUCAAGGUUAUCAGAUGAGGGUAAAAAUUCUGAUUCUGCAACCCGCUUAUUAUCAGCAGAAACGGCAUCAAAAGAGAGAUUGUCUUAUCCAUCGUCCUCUAAAAAAAAAAUAGAUUGGUCUAAACUUGACAUUGAUGAAGAAGCUGAUGAAGAAGCGGGAUCGGCUGAUAGUUUCUUUCAAAAGCUUUACGCUGGAGCGGAUCCAGAUACCAAAAGGGCUAUGAUGAAAUCCUUUAUAGAAAGUAAUGGUACUGCAUUGAGUACAGACUGGGAAGACGUAUCUAAGGGAACGGUUAAAACUUCACCACCAGAAGGCAUGGAACCUAAACAUUGGUAA
This is a messenger RNA of Saccharomyces cerevisiae S288C, 1188 nucleotides long. It is a transcript of the gene SGT1, whose product is annotated as co-chaperone SGT1. The record is from RefSeq and is marked reviewed. Gene Ontology annotation, molecular function: protein-folding chaperone binding. The coding region runs from base 1 to 1188 and encodes 395 amino acids. NCBI's taxonomy places the organism in Eukaryota, Fungi, Ascomycota, Saccharomycetes, Saccharomycetales, Saccharomycetaceae. The transcript has a single exon.